UUUUUGAACGACUAGUGCAAGGUUCCAGUGAAAGGCUUGGGGGUGAAGAUGGCAAAACGACCAGAUUGUGAUCGCGUUUGCUCUCAUUUCUCCACAUAUUUCGCACGUCAGUGAAGAACAUCUGCCCUCUGAGCAGAAGGAGUGGAGUGCCAGGAUGGAGCAGGAGGAGCCAGGACUCCCAUGCGUUAAAGUGGAAAAGGAAGAGCCACAGCCCCCCCAUAUUAAAGAGGAAAAUGACGAGCCAGAGCAUCUUGAAGGCCUGGAGGAGUUCCUAGUGAUUGGUGUUGCCAAGAAGAGUGAAGAUGAAGAAGCUGAUGGAGGAUCACAAGCAGACAACAUCUUAGCUCCACUAUCAGAUAGUGACGAGACAAUGUCACACUGUCCUGAUGAUGAAGACUCUAUAGCUGACAUGACAUGUCACUCUGUCAACACACACUGUAAGUGCUCUCACUGCGACAAAACUUUUAAGUUCCAUAGUCAUUUGAAAAUGCACAUGAGAAGUCACACAAGAGAGAAACCAUUCUUGUGCUCAGUUUGCGGUAAAAGAUUCUCGCAGAAGACACAUUGGCAAGAACACACAAGAAUACACACUGGGGAGAAACCUUUUGUCUGCUCAGUGUGUGAUAAAAGAUUCACUCAUCGGUCUACUUGGAUGAGACACACAGGAACGCACACGGGAGGAAAAACGCAUGCCUGCUCAGUCUGUAGUAAAUAUUUCUCUCAAAAGUCACUUUUGAAAAAACACUCAAACAUACACACUGCAGAGAAACCCUUUUCCUGCUCAGUUUGUGGGAAGGGAUUCUUUAACAAGUCACACAUGGAAGAACACACAAGGACACACACUGGAGAGAAGCCUUUUUCCUGCUCAGUUUGUCGCCAAAUGUUCGCUCAAAAGUCGUCUUUGAGAAUGCACACCAGAACACACACUGGGGAGAAACCUUUUGCCUGUUGUGUGCGAUAAUCGAUUCAGUCAA
Molecule: messenger RNA, 974 nt
Organism: Dunckerocampus dactyliophorus (ringed pipefish)
Lineage: Eukaryota; Metazoa; Chordata; Actinopteri; Syngnathiformes; Syngnathidae
Product: gastrula zinc finger protein XlCGF71.1-like
Exons: 2
Coding region: 155-961 (268 amino acids)
Biological process (GO): regulation of transcription by RNA polymerase II
Molecular function (GO): DNA-binding transcription factor activity; RNA polymerase II cis-regulatory region sequence-specific DNA binding
Source: RefSeq, a predicted model, not a curated record